GAUUAUAAAAGAACAAAAAAAGAAACAGACUUUUCGAAGAACCCAACAGAGAGAAAUGUGUAGAUCGACGGAUUUCGAGCGCUAUGUUGAGAAAGAGAGCUUAAAGGUUAAAGCUUUCUUCGUCCGGUUCACGGGUUUACUCACCCGAGACUUCUUACCCGAUUCUCUUACUCUUCUCUACCCACCCCGAAUCAACGAAGCUGCUUUCGAGCUCGACGGGUCCAAGAUCCGACCCGAUUCCCCGGCGUUCGUGACGCUCCACAGGGUCGUCAAGGGAGGAGAAGCCAUUUACGGGUCUAGAGAAUGGGUUCGGGUCUGGGAAGGGAUCCGGUUCGAGGUGUACAUGCGUGAAGAGAGGGUCGUAAAAGGUAUAUUCAGAAAAGACGAAGGAGACAAGUGGAAACUCGAGUGCGAGUGUGAGAUGGAGGAGGAAGGAUCGGCUGAGGUUGUUGUGGCGGCGGAGGGACACGUGGCAACGUCGACGAUGGCGAGGAAACAUAGACGGAGGAGGAAGCAUAAGAUGGGGUUUGAGUGUUUGGAGGAGAUACCGGAGGAAAGAGAGGAAGGGAGGGAAUCGGACGGCGGAGUGUGUUUUUGCACGUGCAGCCGCGGCGAAUCCGACGACGGCGAGGGAGAGUGGGAGACGGUGGAAUGGACGGCUGAGAUGGAGUCUGAGGUGGAGGGAAUGGGAUGGGCCGUUGAUUUGGGGAUUUGGGUUAUGUGUUUAGGUGUGGGUUAUUUGGUGUCUAAAGCCUCUACCAAAGGUGGAAGAAGAAGAAGAAAAUCUUUCUUUUAAAAUUUUGCUAUGAAUCAGUGUAAUUGUUCAAUAGUGUUCUAACAUAAUAGUACAAAUGAAAUCACAAAUGUAAAAAAAAAACCAUGAUUUUGGUUACAGAGUCAUGAGUUACUUUUUAUUUGAACGUAGAACAAUG
Molecule: messenger RNA, 932 nt
Organism: Eutrema salsugineum
Lineage: Eukaryota; Viridiplantae; Streptophyta; Magnoliopsida; Brassicales; Brassicaceae
Exons: 1
Coding region: 56-796 (246 amino acids)
Source: RefSeq, a predicted model, not a curated record